Molecule: messenger RNA, 1755 nt
Organism: Miscanthus lutarioriparius
Lineage: Eukaryota; Viridiplantae; Streptophyta; Magnoliopsida; Poales; Poaceae
Source: the annotation of a GenBank genome assembly
AUGGCGCUCGAAUUUGGCCAUCGCAAGAACGCUGCCAGUAGCAGCUGGCGGGUGCAGCUGCGCCACGGAGCUAGGCAUGCAACUCGUGAAAGUGAUACUAUCUUACCGGGGGGGGGGGAGUUAUAUCUGGGACUGCUGGGAUGCUCUUACCCGCCUCGCCCCAAAUCAACCCACCGGCCUCUGGCGGCGGCGCCUCGCCGUGCCAAGAGAAAGAAGACGGAGACGCCCAAGAGCACGGAACAGGGGGGUGGAGCAAACAUCUCGCCGCUGGUACCAGCGACGAGUGCGCCUGAUUCCAGUACUCCUGGAGCCGGAGGAGACGAACCCUAUAUUGAAGAUCCGCCGUCUGGAGCCGGCGGAGAAGAAGAAGAUGGGGUGGACCGAAUCAGCGGCCUCCCGGACGCCAUUCUGGGUGAGGUCAUCUCUCUCCUCCCCACCAAGGAUGCCGCCCGCACGCGAAUCCUGGCCACCCGUUGGCGCCAUCUCUGGCGCUCCGCCCCUCUCAACCUCGACGGCAGCGACCCCCUCACCAUCGAUGUCGUCUCCCGCAUCCUCUCCGCCCACCAGGGCCCCGGUCGCCGCUUUCGCUUCCCCGCACAACGACUACAGGACCACCCCGCCACUGUGGAUGCAUGGCUCCGAUCCCCCGCCCUCGACAACCUCCAGGAGAUUGACUGCUGGAUCGGCUUAUUUGCGACGGAGGUGUUGCAACCGCCACCGCCGCCUGUGUCUAUCUUCCGGUUCUCGUCAUGCCUUUGCGUCGCCACUCUCAGCCACUGCCACCUCUCUAACGAUGUCGCCCAGGCGCUUCGGUUCCCCAAGCUCAAGAAGCUCGCACUUCAAUGGGUCAGCAUUUCAGAGGAUUCCUUGCAUAGCAUCAUUGCUGGUUCUCCCGUCCUCCAGGGCUUGCUGCUUCGCAGAAGCUUUGGCUUCCGCUGUGUCAGGAUCAACUCAGCUAGCCUUACAAGCAUUGGGGUGGAUGCUAAUGAUGGGGAUGAACCAACAGUGACGUUCUUAGUAGAAUUCAUCAUCGAGGAUGCCCCUCGCCUUAAAAGGAUUAUGUAUCUCCCAUCAUCACGAACGGGCACACAACUGCGAGUAUCAGUUAUUUCAGCACCCAAUCUGGAGACCUUGGGUUGCCUAAGUUGUUUUGACUACUACAAGCUUGCGCUGGGCUCUAUGAUUAUUGAUGUACCUCUUAAUUUCUACCUCUUUCCUACAGGUUUUGAGUUGCUUUUCAGUUUUGCAGAAAAAAACUUGAAAAAUAUGAAAAUUUAUAGAUGGGCUAACGCAUGUUUCAUGCAGCCAUACAACAUAAAGGGAUUCUGGGUCACUAACUCGACAACACCGGCAUGUACUGUCAAGAUUUUAGCAGUCUAUAUUUUCAAUCUUAGCUUGGAUGUGAUUAUUGACCUAAUGAGAUGCUUCCCAUGCUUGGAGAAGUUGUAUAUCGAGUCAUCCAAGGGGAGAGACGAGAAUUUAUGGCGCCGUAAACAUCAUAAUCUUAUCAAAUGCCUUGACAUCCGUCUCAAGACCGUUGUGUUGACUAAUUAUCGAGGUAUAAGGUCACAAGUUAACUUUGCAACAUUCUUUGUACUGAAUGCAAAGAUGCUGGAGUCAAUGACAUUUCAGUGUCGAAGUGCCAGCCGUGGUUCACCUGCAAUUGAAAAGUUAUUGCCAAUGUUUGAUGUUGCAGGUGUGGCUGGCCGUGUAUUUUGCAUCUGUUCGUCACCUGCAGCUUAUAGCAUAAACUAG